Molecule: messenger RNA, 381 nt
Organism: Mesorhabditis spiculigera
Lineage: Eukaryota; Metazoa; Nematoda; Chromadorea; Rhabditida; Rhabditidae
Source: the annotation of a GenBank genome assembly
AUGGUGACAGGUCCUUUCCAGGUGGAGAACAAGAAGACCGGCAAGGAGGACGAGCGGAACGUCAUCGUCAGCGUGUGCACCGGGGAGGAGAAGAAGAACAAGGCCACCGGACAGUUCUUUGAUGCCAGCAAUAUGGUGACGCGCAACCUGGUGAUGUACCAGGGCGAGCGGGGCCAAUGGUGGCUGUACUCGGAACAGAAGAUGAACUCGCUGAAGGACUGCAUCGAUCACUACCGCACCAACAGUUUGCAAGCGCAAAAGGGCGACCAGGACAAGGACCUGAAGCUGUCCGGCCCGGUACCCAGGGCCACCUGGGAGCUGCACUACGACAACAUCAAGCUCGAGAAGCAGCUGGGCCACGGCGAAUUUGGAGAGGCAAGC